Messenger RNA from Haemonchus placei, 1785 nucleotides. NCBI's taxonomy places the organism in Eukaryota, Metazoa, Nematoda, Chromadorea, Rhabditida, Trichostrongylidae. The record is from the annotation of a GenBank genome assembly.
AUGACUGUUAAGGGAGUCGUUCCUCUGCCAGUACAGCCACGAUCUGUACGACCUGUUGAACCGCUGCCAAUUUCCAUGACCGCCAUCGGUGGCGAAGGACAAUAUGAGGACGUCGUACCCGAGGCUCUGCUUGCUGCUGAACCCCCGCCUCCACCUGCAGCUAGCGUUCGUUCGCAGCCGCCCAGACUUCCAACUUCACGGGUACCUCCACCACAACCUCAGCCACUCCCAUCAGAAGGAGCGUAUGAGGAUGUAAUACCAGAGGCACUGCUCCAAGCUGCUCCUCCACCUCCAAUUUCGGCUCCGAUUCGUCCUCCUGUUUUUCCAAAAGCUUCUACUCCACUAGCGAAGACACCGCCCACACCUGCUAAAACUCCACCACGGCCUCCACCGCCACCAGCUCCUCUGAAGCCUAAGGAAGCAGCAGCACCUCCUCGUCCACCUCCACCUCACGUACAGCCGUCAGCUGCUGCAGCCCAAGAAGGACAAUAUGAGGACGUAAUACCAGAAGCAGUGCUUCUAGCUGCACCACCGCCACCAGGUCAUUCACCUGGCCCGCCUCCUGUUCCAAAACCAGCUCCACCUAAACCACCUGCUCCACAAGCCAGAACCUCACCAUUCAUAACUUCACCAACACCGCCUCCACCUGUCAAAACUCCACCACGACCACCUCCACCAAUAAAAAUUCCGUCACCGGCACCAGCUACAGUUCCAAAACCGUCACCUCCUUCGAAGCCUAAGGAAGCAGCAGCACCACCUCGUCCACCUUCACCUUCUGUAAAACCACCAGCUGCUGCGGCUCAAGAGGGACAGUAUGAAGAUGUGAUACCAGAGGCAGUACUUCUAGCGGCACCACCUCCGCCAGGUCGUCCACCUGGCCCGCCACCUGUAUCGAAGCCUGUUCCGCCUAAAUCGCCUCCUCCACAGGCGAAAAUUCCGAAACCGUCACCUCCACCAGUCAAAAGUUCACCAACACCGCCUGCACCUGCCAAGAUUACAACACCACCACCGCCAGUCAAAACUUUACCAACACCGCCUGCACCACCGAAAGCUCCAACACAACCACCUCCACCUGCAAAAACGUUGCCAUCGAUGCCCACAGCGGUCAAAGUUUCGGCACCAAAGCCUACAAAGCCCAAGGAGCCAGCACCUCAAGGGCAACCGGCGCAGGCUAAACAAUCUGUUUAUGUAGUUCAAGAAAAACAGUAUGAGGACGUUGUACCCGAGGCACUGCUCCAAGCAGCACCUCCUCCUCCACCGUCAGCUCCAAGUCGUCCAUCCGGCCCAAUUCCUGCAUCAAAGCCUGCUCCUCUCGAACCACUUCCUCCACCACUCAAGGCUCCUCUUACGAAACCGAAGGAGCCGCAACCACUACCUCCAGUCAAAGCUAAGAUUGUUCCGAUCACACCACCUCCAUCUGCAACUAAGCCGAAGACGACAUCAGCUGCACCUCCUUCAAAACAGCCACCGGCAGCUGCUGUGAAGCCGAAGGUGUUAGCUACAGUAACACCACCGCCCCAUCAACCUCCGCCUCAGCCCCUUUCUUCUCCUCCCCAUAUUGCUUCUACGCCUACACCACCAAUUGCCGCGUCUCAAGGACAGCCGUUACUUCAGAAUGCUCCACCAGCUCCAUUACCACCGAAGCCACUUGUACCUCCCUUGAAACCUCCCUCGCCAUCUUCCUUACCUCCGGCGACUCAAGCGCCCAAAACGACGCCUCCUCCCAAGCCAGCUGCAGUCAUUCCUGCCCAGAAAACGACACCUGCAGCGACAAAGCCCAAGUGA